Molecule: messenger RNA, 1497 nt
Organism: Penicillium angulare
Lineage: Eukaryota; Fungi; Ascomycota; Eurotiomycetes; Eurotiales; Aspergillaceae
Product: sterol esterase
Exons: 2
Coding region: 1-1497 (498 amino acids)
Biological process (GO): lipid metabolic process
Source: RefSeq, a predicted model, not a curated record
AUGUCGGAACUCCUUAGGUUUGAGUACCUAGCACUGCUAGGAUCCUUGAUCCUGGUCUUUCUAGAGACUGUUAUUCAUUUCAUCACAUUCUGCCUUCCAUCACCAAUCAUUCGAUUCUGCUAUGACCAAUCGAAAAAGAUCUUUAAUGUCUUUAUGCCGAAAGAAGCACAGGAUAAGCGUACAAAGGAGGAAAUACUUGCUGCAUCUAUAGCUGAGGCAUCGGAUUUUACCGAGAUCUGCUCCCUAUUUGGAUACGAGGCAGAAGAACACAUUGUACAGACUAGCGACGGAUACCUCCUGGGCUUACAUCGUCUGGCCUAUCGAAAGGGCGAGGAGGACAAAAGAGUCAACCAGGGUCCCAACUCAAUCACUAAGAAGGUUGUCUAUCUACAUCAUGGCCUGCUCAUGUCUAGUGAGGUAUGGGUUGCCUUGACCGACGAGCAGCGCUGCCUUCCCUUCCAGCUGGUUGAAAAGGGAUACGAUGUUUGGCUGGGGAAUAACCGCGGAAACAAAUAUGCGAAGAAAUCUGUCCGGUUUUCUCCUGGGUCCAAUGAGUUCUGGGACUUCUCAAUCGAUCAGUUUGCCUUUCACGAUAUCCCGAAUAGCAUCGAGUACAUCCUAGAUGUGACAGCUCAACCAUCCUUAUCUUACAUUGGUUUCUCCCAGGGAACAGCGCAAGCAUUUGCGACUCUCGCAAUUCAUCCCUUGUUGAAUCAGAAGGUUGAUGUUUUUGUGGCUCUGGCUCCCGCAAUGGCACCAUCCGGUCUUCGUAAUCGCAUCGUCGAUUCCCUUAUGAAGGCCUCGCCAAACUUCUUGUUCUUGCUGUUCGGCCGACGCAGCAUCCUCUCAUCGACAACAAUGUGGCAGACGAUCAUGUACCCGCCUAUUUACAUCCGCAUUAUCGACACUGCCUUGUCAAUUCUUUUCAACUGGCAAUGUCGCAAUAUCACUCGAGUCCAGAAGCUUGCAGCUUAUAUGCAUCUCUACUCAUUCACCAGCACCAAAUCAGUUGUCCAUUGGUUCCAGAUCAUUCGCAACAAAAACUUUCAAUUCUACGAUGACGAAUUGCAAACGCCCUUCAGUAUUGUCGGUAGUGAGCGUUUCUACAAGCCUGUCAAAUAUCCAACUCGCAACAUUAAGACACCUAUCGUGCUCCUGUACGGCGAUAGCGAUAGCCUUGUCGACAUUAAUGUCAUGCUGCAGGGCUUGCCUCGUGGUACUGUUGCAAAACCUAUUCGUUCAUAUGAGCACCUGGACUUUUUAUGGGCUUCAGACGUGGAUAAGCAAGUCUUUCAUCAUGUAUUUGAUGCACUUGAGGCCAAUAGUCCGAAAUCUGUUAAUGGGGUCAAUGGGGUCAGUGGCAACCAUGAAGUGAAUGGCAUCAACGGGGUCAAUGGAAUCGAUACACCUCAGGCCCAGCUUGAAGGCAGACCUCCCAUUACAAGUCACACUUCAAAUAGCUCUCUCCCAAGAUCCCAUCUCCAUACUACUGAGUGA